Messenger RNA from Vigna umbellata (rice bean), 1544 nucleotides. NCBI's taxonomy places the organism in Eukaryota, Viridiplantae, Streptophyta, Magnoliopsida, Fabales, Fabaceae. The record is from RefSeq and is a predicted model, not a curated record.
UAUAUCUGUUUUGGGCGUUCCACACGAUCGCACACGAUGCCUGAGCAUACUUUUUUUUUUUUUGGAAUGAAGAGUGGACUGAGAAAGGAACAUAUUAUGCACUUCAUCUCGGGGGUACAAAUUUUAGGGUUUUGCGGGUUCAAUUAAGUGGUCAACCAACUUCAGACUUGGAACAUGAAGUAGAACGACAACCCAUUCCCCAAAAUGUCAUGACCAGCACAAGCGAGGACCUCUUUGAUUUUAUUGCAUCUUCAUUGAAGGAUUUCAUUGCCAAAGAAGGAGAUGGUUCCACUAUUUCACAGGGCAGAAGAGAACUUGGAUUUACAUUCUCCUUUCCUGUGAAGCAAAUGUCUGUUUCCUCUGGCAUUUUAAUCAAAUGGACGAAAGGGUUUUCCAUUGUAGACAUGGUAGGAAGAGAUGUUGCAGCAUGUUUGCAAGAAGCCUUUAUAAGGAAUGGCCUAGAUGUUCGGGUAGCUGCCUUGGUUAAUGACACUGUUGGAACAUUAGCAGUCGGGCAUUAUCACGAUCCAGAUACAGUUGCUGCAAUUAUAAUUGGUACCGGUACAAAUGCCUGUUAUUUGGAACGAGUUGAUGCUAUUAUCAAGUGCCAAGGUCUUCUUAUGUCAUCUGGGCGCAUGGUUGUUAACAUGGAAUGGGGGAACUUUUGGUCAUCUCACUUGCCAAGAACAUCGUAUGACAUUGAUUUGGAUGCUGCUAGUCCUAAUCCAAAUGAUCAGGGUUUUGAGAAAAUGAUAUCUGGAAUGUAUCUUGGUGAUUUAGUGAGGAGAGUCAUUCUCAGGAUGACAUUAGAGUCCGAUAUGUUUGGACCUAUUUCUCCAAAGCUUUCAAUGCCUUUCAUACUGAGGACUCCUUUGAUGGCUGCCAUGCAUGAGGAUAACACGCCUGACUUGAGAGAAGUAGCAAGAAUCCUUAAUGAUAUAUUUGAGAUCCCUGAUGUUCCUUUGAAGGCAAGAAAAAUAGUGGUGAAGGUGUGUGAUGUGGUGACUCGUAGAGCUGCUCGAUUGGCAGCUGCUGGUAUUGUUGGUAUCUUGAAAAAGAUUGGUAGGGACGGGAGUGGUGGCAUCACAGGUGGACGGAGUAGAAGUGAUAUGAAAAUGAAAAGAACAGUGGUGGCAAUUGAAGGGGGAUUGUAUUCUAAAUAUACAUUGUUUAGGGAGUACUUGCGUGAUGCUCUAAAUGAAAUAUUGGGGGAAGAUAUUGCCAAGCACGUUAUUCUAAAGGUCACCGAAGAUGGAUCUGGCAUUGGUGCCACACUGCUUGCUGCCUCCUAUUCAUCCUAAACUGUGGAUAAAGGGGGUUACUUACACCGCCAUAAAUAUAUUUAUAUAUAUAUAAUUUGUUUAAUAUAUAUAUAUAUAUAUAUAUGUAUGUAUAUAUAUAUCUGCAUAUUUAUAUAUAUGUACAUAUAUAUAUAUAUAUAUAUAUAUAUAUAGGCACACACACACGUAUAGCCAUGUAAAUCAGAAUUUGUUCUCCAUAUUUUAAAUAUCUCUGUAUAAAGGAAGGUUUCGUCUAUUCUUUGA